Arabis nemorensis is the source of this 468-nucleotide messenger RNA. The record is from the annotation of a GenBank genome assembly. NCBI's taxonomy places the organism in Eukaryota, Viridiplantae, Streptophyta, Magnoliopsida, Brassicales, Brassicaceae.
AUGAAAGUUCGAAUGGGUUCUCUGAAUUUCUUCUUGUCAUGUGUGUAUGGGGAUCCGGUGAGAGCACGUCGUCAGGCAAUCUGGAACCAAGUUGAAGGCUUGGGUAUGAACAGAGAUGAACAAUGGGUUCUAACAGGCGAUUUCAAUGAACUGAUAUCGAAUAGAGAAAAACUUGGGGGAGCUGUUCGUAGUGAAUCAACUUUCUGGGGUUUUAGAGACAUGGCACAGAAUUGUAAAAUUCAAGAAAUCCGAAGCUGCAGGAACUCCUUCUCUUGGGGAGGAUGGAGAGAUGACGUAUGGAUACAGUGCAGGCUCGAUCGCAGCUUUGGUAAUGACCAAUGGUUCCAACUUUUUCCAAGAUCCAAUGUAGAAUACAUGAACCUAUGGGCUUCGGAUCAUAUAGAACAUGUUUCCCGGUGGAAGGAGAAGAACCAGGUCGAGGAAGAUUUUACUUUGAUAAGAGACUAG